Panicum virgatum (switchgrass) is the source of this 539-nucleotide messenger RNA. RefSeq names its product 40S ribosomal protein S29. Gene Ontology annotation, molecular function: structural constituent of ribosome; zinc ion binding. The transcript has 3 exons. Bases 118 to 288 code for a protein of 56 amino acids. Gene Ontology annotation, biological process: translation. NCBI's taxonomy places the organism in Eukaryota, Viridiplantae, Streptophyta, Magnoliopsida, Poales, Poaceae. The record is from RefSeq and is a predicted model, not a curated record. Gene Ontology annotation, cellular component: cytosolic small ribosomal subunit; ribosome.
GCGCCUGCUAUAUAAUCCUACGCCCCUCCCACCCACCGCCGCCUCUCGCCACCAACUCUCUCACUUUCUCAGGAGCGCUAGGGUUUCCUGCGGCGGCGGCGGCGGAGGAAGGCGGCUAUGGGGCACUCCAACGUGUGGAACUCGCACCCCAAGAACUACGGGCCCGGAUCCCGCGUCUGCCGGGUCUGCGCCAACCCUCACGGACUGAUCAGGAAGUACGGGCUGAUGUGCUGCAGGCAGUGCUUCCGCAGCAACGCCAAGGACAUUGGCUUCAUCAAGUACCGCUGAAGUCAGCUGUGGGCAAUAAGAAUACCAUCUUCCAGUAUGACAUGGACCAUGUGAUAGAAGCAGGGCGAUAAUUUAAAUUCCAGUGAUUUAGAUGUUUUGUUCAGAACUCUGCAAGUGAAUUCUGUUGCCUGUGUUUUUUAUGGAUAACUUGGCCAUGUCCAUAAUGUUCGAAUCAUGAGUUGCCUGCAUAUGUCCAGAAUUUGAGCUACCUUGUUUGAUGACCAUAUUAGCUGUGUCCUUUUGUCCAUGAA